Molecule: messenger RNA, 1788 nt
Organism: Hibiscus syriacus
Lineage: Eukaryota; Viridiplantae; Streptophyta; Magnoliopsida; Malvales; Malvaceae
Product: 3-ketoacyl-CoA synthase 4-like
Exons: 1
Coding region: 264-1781 (505 amino acids)
Biological process (GO): fatty acid biosynthetic process
Cellular component (GO): membrane
Molecular function (GO): acyltransferase activity, transferring groups other than amino-acyl groups
Source: RefSeq, a predicted model, not a curated record
GUUUGCCGGCUGGCGUUAAGAUCAGAUCAGGAAACUCCCAACUCCCACCAUCUCUCCUUCUUCUCUCUAUAAACGUUUCUACUAAUGGAAACCUAACCAUCUCUACGUGUCUCUGUAAAUCCCACCCAACUUUCACUAUAAAUACCCCUUUUUAUCACAUCGAGGGAUACCCAAAUUCCUUCUUUCAAAAAACCCAGACUUUGUUUUGAUCUGUUUUUGAAGAAAAAGUUUUAAAAAAAGCAAAUUUUUUUUAGUAACCCAUCAUGGUUAAUGGUGAAGGGAGUAAUGGAGUUCAGAUCCGGCAACGUCGGAGAUUGCCGGAUUUCUUACAAAGUGUCAACUUGAAGUAUGUUAAACUCGGUUACCAUUAUUUGAUAACUCAUCUUCUGACUCUUUGUUUGGUCCCUUUAAUGGCUGUCAUCAUCGUCGAAGCAUCGAGGUUGAGCCUCGAUGACAUCCACCAAUUGUGGAUUCAAUUUCAGUACAAUCUCGUUAGUUUCAUCGUCUUCUCCGCUGUUCUCGUGUUCGGGUCAACCGUUUACAUCAUGACCCGACCGAGAUCCGUUUACUUGGUGGAUUACUCUUGUUACCUCCCUCCAUCACAUCUCAAGGUCAAGUACCAACAGUUCAUGGAACAUUCCAAGCUCACCGGCGAUUUCAAUGAGUCCUCCCUCGAGUUCCAGCGCAAGAUUUUGGAAAGAUCGGGGCUCGGCGAGGAGACCGUCGUGCCGGAAGCGAUGCAUUCCAUUCCUCCAAGGCCGUCUAUGACGGCGGCGAGGGAAGAAGCCGAGCAGGUGAUGUUUGGUGCAUUGGAUAAGCUAUUUGCCAAUACUAAUGUUAAGCCAAGAGACAUAGGGAUUCUUGUUGUUAAUUGUAGUUUGUUUAAUCCAACACCUUCAUUGUCCGCCAUGAUUAUUAAUAAGUACAAGAUGAGGGGAAACAUUAGGAGCUUUAAUCUUGGGGGAAUGGGGUGUAGUGCUGGUGUUAUAGCCAUUGAUCUUGCUAAAGAUAUGUUGCAAGUUCAUAGGAAUAGUUAUGCUAUUGUGGUUAGCACCGAGAAUAUCACACAGAAUUGGUAUUUCGGCAACAAGAAAUCGAUGCUGAUCCCGAAUUGUUUGUUCCGAGUCGGUGGCGCAGCGGUUCUGCUGUCAAAUCGGUCGACGGAUCGGAGGCGGAGCAAGUACAAGCUUGUUCAUGUGGUGAGGACACAUUGUGGUGCCAAUGACAAGGCAUUCAAGUGUGUUUACCAGGAACAGGAUGAUGCUGGGAAAACUGGUGUUUCUUUGUCCAAAGAUUUGAUGGCAAUUGCUGGUGGAGCACUCAAGACCAAUAUCACAACAUUGGGUCCCCUUGUUCUUCCUAUAAGCGAGCAGAUUCUGUUCUUUGUAACAUUGGUUGCCAAGAAGUUGUUCAAUGCGAAAAUCAAGCCAUACAUCCCCGAUUUCAAGCUCGCAUUCGAUCAUUUCUGCAUUCACGCCGGUGGGAGGGCCGUGAUCGAUGAGCUCGAGAAGAACCUGCAGCUUCUCCCUGUACACGCUGAGGCCUCACGAAUGACGCUCCACCGAUUCGGCAACACUUCUUCAAGUUCGAUCUGGUACGAGCUGGCCUAUACCGAGGCAAAAGGCAGGAUGCGGAAGGGCAGCAGGGUCUGGCAGAUUGCGUUCGGGAGUGGUUUCAAGUGUAACAGCGCAGUCUGGGUCGCCCUCCGGAACGUGAAGCCGUCUCCGAACAAUCCCUGGGAAGGUUGCAUCCACAGGUAUCCGGUGCAACUCAAUCUGUAACCUCAAC